Messenger RNA from Lagopus muta (rock ptarmigan), 1854 nucleotides. RefSeq names its product tyrosylprotein sulfotransferase 2 (gene TPST2). The transcript has 7 exons. Gene Ontology annotation, molecular function: protein-tyrosine sulfotransferase activity. Gene Ontology annotation, cellular component: Golgi apparatus. Lineage: Eukaryota; Metazoa; Chordata; Aves; Galliformes; Phasianidae. Bases 274 to 1389 code for a protein of 371 amino acids. The record is from RefSeq and is a predicted model, not a curated record. Gene Ontology annotation, biological process: peptidyl-tyrosine sulfation.
CCGGCCCCUCUGCGCGUGACGUCGCCGUAUCUCAGCGCCGCUCCGUUCCGCGCCGGCGGCGGACCCGGGGAGCGCGGCCCGGCCCGGUCCGAGCGGCGGCACCGGAACCGCAGCGGCAGCCGCAGGUGUUCUCACGGCCAUCUGCAUCUCAGCACGAAGCUUGGCUGGCAGCACCAUGAGCUGCAAGGGGCAGAUGCCCGCUGGGUUGAACGCACUCUGGCUGAAAACCGAAGCGUGGUGACGUGGUGUGCAGUCCUUGCACAGCAGGACAGGAUGCGGGUCACCAUGCGGCGGGUGCUGCUGGCGGUGGGCUCGGUGGUGGCCCUGAUGGUGACGCUGCACCUCGGCCAGCAGGUCCUGGAGUGCCAGCAGGUGCUGAGCAAGAGGAGGCACAGGCUGAUGAGACCCGAGAAUGAGGAGCUGGUCAUGGUGGACUCCAACCACGUGGAGUACCGUUACAGCAAGGAGAUGCCCCUCAUCUUCAUCGGCGGAGUCCCCCGCAGCGGCACCACGCUCAUGAGGGCCAUGCUGGAUGCUCACCCAGAGGUGCGCUGCGGGGAGGAGACCCGCAUCAUCCCCCGCGUGCUGGCCAUGCGGCAGGCCUGGUCCAAGUCGGGGCGAGAGAAGAUGCGGCUGGACGAGGCCGGGGUGACGGACCAGGUGUUGGAUGCUGCCAUGCAAGCCUUCAUCCUGGAGGUGAUCGCCAAGCACGGCGAGCCGGCCAGGUAUCUGUGCAACAAGGACCCAUUCACCUUGAAGUCCUCUGUCUACCUGUCCAGGCUGUUUCCCAAUUCCAAGUUCCUCCUGAUGGUUCGAGACGGCCGUGCUUCGGUCCACUCCAUGAUCACACGGAAGGUGACAAUCGCAGGCUUUGACCUGAACAGCUAUCGGGACUGCCUGACCAAGUGGAACAAGGCCAUCGAGGUGAUGUACUCCCAAUGCCUGGAGAUCGGGCGCUCUCGCUGCCUGCCUGUCUACUACGAGCAGCUGGUGCUGCACCCUGAGCAGUCCAUGCAUGCCAUCAUGAAGUUCCUGGGUAUCUCCUGGAGUGACACCGUGCUGCACCAUGAGGAGCUCAUAGGGAAGCCUGGCGGAGUGUCUCUUUCCAAGAUAGAAAGAUCAACGGACCAGGUUAUCAAGCCAGUGAACAUGGAGGCAUUAUCUAAAUGGAUUGGACACAUUCCAGGGGAUGUACUGAAGGACAUGGCCCACAUAGCACCCAUGCUUGCCAGGCUCGGCUAUGACCCGUAUGCCAAUCCACCCAACUAUGGCCACCCAGAUCCACUUGUUGUCAACAACACGCACAGGGUUUUAAAGGGGGAUUAUAAAACGCCAGCCAACUUGAAAGGCCAUCUGCAGGUGACUCAGAACACAUCAUCUUCUCACUAAUUAAUGAUUUCCAGGCUGCUGCGAACGGCCCUGAGUGGCCCUGCAAAGAAGAGUUUGCAGUUGCACCGGUGGAGAUCUGUUAUCCAAGCAUAUUGCUUGCUAAUAUUGCCAAAAUGACUGCCGUGCGAGGAAUGUAUUUGCAUUUAUUUGCAAAGGCCAAACGUUGUACACUUCGAUACCACUCGUCUCCCUUUGCUGGAUGCUCCGUGGUGAAAAAUCUGUGGAAGUGAAGAUCGACUGAACCUUCAAAGUGCAUUGGAAAGAGAUUUUCUAUUCAAUUCCCGGAGAACAUUUUAGAGCCGUAUUUCAGUGUCUCGUAAUGCUGUUCCUUAACGUGCAGAUCAGAAUAGGUGUCAUAACCGUGUAGAGCAUUUGUUGUACAGGUGACAAUCCGGGACUCCCUCUUCAAUCACUUGUCAUUGACAGAUUCUAUUUAAGAAUUAAUAUAUGAGGUCAUUCGUUUCA